Messenger RNA from Thamnophis sirtalis, 1033 nucleotides. NCBI's taxonomy places the organism in Eukaryota, Metazoa, Chordata, Lepidosauria, Squamata, Natricidae. The record is from RefSeq and is a predicted model, not a curated record.
UUUAUCUGCAAGGGGACUGUGGACCUAACAUGUAACCUUGUGAUGUUUUCCCUGAGUAUCUCACCUACAGCAGGCUAUGAUGCUACCUUAUGGGAGAGAAAAUCCAAUGCAAUGCUGUCAAUCCACAGGAAGAGUCUUGCAGGCAUCACCCUUUCCUGUUGGCCAUAACCUCCAAGAUUUACAGAUGAACCAGAAUCCUAGAGAAUAUUUGUUCCCCACUGUCAGUUCUAACCUUGAGCACUUUCCCCCUGGCUCCUCAGGGAGGCUGGCAGAAAGCAUGGAGAGCCAUGAAAUCAACAUUCAUUUUUCCAAGAUGGGGAACCCACACUCAUGUUGGGAUGAAGCAGAGAAACCAGGUCUGGGCAAAUGUGCAAGAACCAGAUCCAUCCUUAUUUCCUUUCUCAAGGUCCCCUUGAUGUUUGCCUUUUUAUACCUGUUUGUGUGCUCCCUUGAUGUGCUGAGCUCCGCUUUCCAGCUGGCAGGAGGUAAAGUAGCUGGAGAUAUUUUCAAGGACAAUGCUAUCCUCUCCAACCCAGUGGCAGGGCUUGUGGUAGGAGUCCUUGUUACUGUCCUUGUGCAGAGUUCCAGCACCUCCACAUCCAUCAUCGUGAGCAUGGUUUCUUCAGGGUUGUUGGAGGUAGGUUCAGCCAUCCCCAUCAUCAUGGGCUCCAAUAUAGGGACCUCAGUCACCAACACCAUUGUGGCUCUCAUGCAAGCUGGCGACAGAAGUGAAUUUAAGAGGGCCUUUGCAGGGGCCACGGUGCAUGACUGCUUCAACUGGUUGUCAGUGCUGAUUCUGCUGCCUCUGGAAGUGGCCAGCGGCUAUCUGCACCACAUCACCAAACUUUCCGUGGCAACCCUCAACCUGCGCAGUGGACAGGAUGCACCAGAACUCCUGAAAGUAAUCACGGAACCCUUCACUGGCCUUAUUGUCCAGCUGGAUAAGUCAGUGAUCACAGGGAUUGCCACAGGCAAUGAAAGCUUGCAUAACAGAAGUCUGAUUCGGGUGUGGUGUGAAGCACCAGCUCCACAG